UUCUUCCUUCUUCUUCUUUCCGUCCCGAUCUCCUCCCCCUCCUCUUCUCCUCCUCACUUGAAGCGAGGCGGCUCAUGGAGUACUCGGGAGGAGCCGGGUCCGAGGUCGACGGUGCCGGCGGCCGGCCAACAUCGCCCGCUGCUCGGCCUGUAGCGGCCGAUCCCCCCUUCUUCAUCAUCCUUCUUCUCUUGAGAAGGGAGGAGGGCGGCUCCCCCUCACGGAAAAGGUCGACCGCGACUGGCGGCGCCCACGGUUGAACCCGUCGCCGCGCCCGCGGCGGCCGGCUUCCUUCUGUUCCUUGGUGGAAAUGGGGUGUCGAGACCACCCUCUCGAAAGAAAGGGGCCUCCGGCCCGCCGCAGUUCCGACCGAGGGCCGAUAGAGCUUGCAGUUGGAGCCGAAGGCUCCUCCCUCGUUCCUAUUGGGGUAGGGGAAGUAACCCACGACCGUGGCCAUCGAUGCAGCCAUGGCAGCGGCCGAGCUCGCUGCGACCAAAGGAGCGGAGGAAGAGCCUCUGGCCGUCGACGGCUGCGGCUGAGUAUGCCAGGGAAGAAGAAGUCAGGGACUUACCUAGCUCUGGGACAACUCUAUGAUGUUCCCUCCGGCGGCUCAGAUCCCUACUCUUCCGUUCCUUGUAGCAGGAGAGAAAAAGGAGUGAGGGGCAGUGAGAGGUGAGGAAUGAAACAUCCGUGAGAAGAGCCCCUGGUUCUUAUGGCACUCGGUGGGGAGGAAGAAGAGUGGUAGUGAUCGUGGCUGUCAGGCAGUUGUAACCGCCAGACAGCUGGCGAUUACCGCCUCCAUCUUCUUCCCGAAAGGCUACUUGGAUUUUCAGAUGGGCCAGCCAUGUUGGGCUUGGCCCAUUAGUCCACUGUGUGUGGGCUGGUCCUCACAGAUAUCACCUCUGAACAUAAGCUGGAAAACAUAAAGACCUUUUCAUCACAUACAUGCCUGCCAAAUUCGACCCAAAAUCGACAUGAUCAUCAAUUAAACAUGCUUCAUCCACACAGAGCUAUAUAAAAGUGGGACACAUAUUUGGCUCCAUAAUGCUAAACAGGUCAUAUAUGCAGCUGCAAAACGCUAAUUGAGCCACAUAUACGGCCAAAUGGUGCUAAAUCGAGUGCCUUUUCGGUCCGUAUGCAUUAUGACCACUUAUAGUAACUACAUAUAAGCAAUGCAAUGCGGUCAGAGAUCUGCACAUGCAUACGCAGCCUUAUGCGCCAUUUAUAUCAUUUCCAUUGAUCUGAUAAGAUAGUAUUAUCAACUAGAAAACAGGAAAGAAAAUGGGUAAAAAUUAAUAAGGUUCAGGAUAAGCAGCUAUAACAGGCUUCCAAAUAUUUUACAUACCAAAUUAAAACAAAAAAUAGAACAAUCAGGUCCUACAUGCAAUACAAGUCAAAUGAUAAUGCAUUGCAAAUGUGCCCGAGAAAUGUUAUUUCCCAAUAACAACUCAAUGAUGUGCUAAUUUCAACAGUCUGUCAUUUCUAUAUUGUAACAGAGUCCAUCUAACUAAAUGUAAACAACAAGCCUUCUCACAUCAUGAAGUACUAAUUGAAGAAUACAAACGAUUAUAGUAAUUCAUACCAUGAUGCCCAUGACAAAUGAUUUCAAAAAUCUUAUGAAAUCAGACAGAAACAACAGAAAAUGGAAA
Messenger RNA from Phoenix dactylifera (date palm), 1646 nucleotides. Lineage: Eukaryota; Viridiplantae; Streptophyta; Magnoliopsida; Arecales; Arecaceae. The record is from RefSeq and is a predicted model, not a curated record.